AUGGCAUUUUCAUUCUCGGCCUCUAAAUAAUCCAUGCCCCACGACAUACUGCAGAUCGAAUCUCUGCAACUUAGCUAGUAAGACUUACAAGACCCUGAUCAGAUUCCUCCACACAUGAAUGGACUCAGUGUGUGCUGCUAUGCACCUCUGUUCUACAACCAUUACCACUUCACUUGUUCCGAGUGUUCCACUCUUUUCAAUCAGAGAGGAGUAAUGACAUUGAAGGAAGAGGAGGAGUAUUGCGAGACGGAUAUCUCUCCCUUUGAGUAGUAUCGAGAGAUGCUAUCAAGGGAGCAGUACUAAAUUUAGAGUGAGAGAGUGAAAGGCUUUUACAAAUAUCAACCGCAUUCGAGUUUCGUUUCAGACGGACAUCGAACACGCCUCGUUUAAAAAUUAUUGGCUUUCGGAAGACGACUACAUCAAUCAGACACCACAGUUUAGUUGGCUAUCAAGCUAAUGGACAGAGUGUUCAGUGUGUGCCCAGAUAUCGCCGCACAAUCCUACGAUCUAAUAGCAAAUGGGUGUUUGAUGCUCGCUGCUAAGUUUGAAGAAUUAGACUAAAACAUCCCAAUGCUGUUUGACUUGCAAAUUGCAAAUAAAUUCAAAAUCACUUACCAUCAACUUAAAGGAGUAGAAGCUGAACUACUUGUUUUGCUAGACUUUGAUUUUAUGGCUUUAACUCCUAUUCAUUUCUUGAAACACUUACAUGCCACAGGUCUUUUAAUAUCAAGUGAUUAGAAAUUGACAGGUAUAGAAAUAACAGAGAAGACUCUAUUCAAAGUGAAAGAGUAUGCUUUCCAGUUCUGUGAAGCAGCUUGUGAGCACUAUGAACUAAUCAUGAAAUUUUAACCUUCCAUGGUUGCUGCAGUUUGCCUCUACAUGGCAAGAAAGUGCUGUUAGCUUGAGUCAACUUGGAACUCAAGCAUGGAAGACUACGUUGGCUACAAGCUUAGUGAAAUGUAAUCUUGCAUUAAACAGUUUGAGAAAGAACUUGGAGUGCUGGUGCAAUAUGUUAUUGACAACUUCAGAGAAGGUGAUGCUAUGAAAUUCAACAAGUUCAAGAGCGUUUCAAGGAAAGUCAAAGAACAAAAUAUCAACCUUAAAGUAUUCGAGCAGCACAUGAGAUUAAGAGGCAUUAUAAAUCCAUAUCAUGACUGUGCAAUCAAUAAAAUUGCAGAAAAGCAUGCUUAGUAAAUUCAAAAACCAUCAAAGCUAGUAGACUCAUUAACACUGCAUGAACUUGAACCUGAGGUAGAAAACAACUAUGAGAACUUUGCUCACACACCCAGGUCUUUAUUCUCUGAAUAGAUCAAUGGGUCAACUGCAACCAGCCAGGCCUCUUCUUAAUCAUUAAUCAACCUUGAUGUAGCAAAAGGCAAAGAUAGUUAAACAUCAUAGUAAAGGACUGGAGGUAAGAGUGGCAAGCAUAAAAAGUAAAGAUCCAUCUAUGAAAAGGAAAACAACUGUCAAAGAACUGGCGGCAUUGACAAAGAAGACUCCUAAAUACUUAUCACAGUAGCUCAAAACAUUAAAGAAGAUCAGUAAUUGAAGACAAACCUAGUAAACCACAAGAAAAACCAAAGAAAUACAUUAAUAAGAUGA
Molecule: messenger RNA, 1602 nt
Organism: Stylonychia lemnae
Lineage: Eukaryota; Ciliophora; Spirotrichea; Sporadotrichida; Oxytrichidae
Source: the annotation of a GenBank genome assembly